Messenger RNA from Heteronotia binoei (common prickly gecko), 4019 nucleotides. It is a transcript of the gene USP33, whose product is annotated as ubiquitin specific peptidase 33. Gene Ontology annotation, biological process: protein deubiquitination. The transcript is spliced from 24 exons. The record is from RefSeq and is a predicted model, not a curated record. Bases 284 to 3001 code for a protein of 905 amino acids. Gene Ontology annotation, molecular function: zinc ion binding; cysteine-type deubiquitinase activity. NCBI's taxonomy places the organism in Eukaryota, Metazoa, Chordata, Lepidosauria, Squamata, Gekkonidae.
AGUUAUUCUCUUCACUCCUAUCGCUAUCAGUCGCCACACAGCAAAUCCAAAUGCCGCCAUCUUUGUGCAGGGCAAGUAUAAUCGCCUAACUGGCGAGUGCAGUGCGCCUGCACCAACGUGCCUCUUGCAAGGAUAGUGAGAAGAGACGGACAAGAAGGAAACGGAAGACGUCUCCUCCUUGUCCUCCAUUUCCCGGUGCAUUCAAGUGCGUGGUCAGUUAUCUCGGAUUGGCUUCAGGAGCCAGAUGUAGGUAGAUCCUGCUUUUGAAGCAACUGCUGCUAAAAUGGCAGCACUCAGCAAUGAUUGUCCGCAUUUGGAAUCUGUUGGUGAGAUAACGAAGGAAGAUCUAAUACACAAGUCCCACGGCACUUGCCAGGAAUGUAAAGUGAAAGGACCAAAUCUUUGGGCAUGCUUAGAGAAUAGAUGCUCAUAUGUUGGUUGUGGGGAGUCUCAUAUAGAUCACAGCACCAUACAUUCUCAGGAUACAAAGCAUUGCCUGACAGUUAAUCUUACCACAUUACGUAUUUGGUGUUAUGCAUGUAGCAAAGAAGUGUUUUUAGACAGAAAACUGAGAUCUCAUUCAUCAUUACAAACUGUACGGCUAUCUCAUCAAGAUCCUGAACACAUCAUUCAGGAUAUUAGGCUUCCUAGUAUCCCAACGCUGAAAAUUCCUCUGAUUGCAACAUUUGAUGACCUAGAUGUACAGGAAGACGAAGAAGAUGAAUUCAAGGCAAGAGGUCUGACAGGUUUGAAAAACAUUGGGAAUACUUGUUAUAUGAAUGCUGCUUUGCAAGCUCUUUCAAAUUGUCCACAGUUAACACAGUUUUUCCUUGACUGUGGAAGUUUAGCUCGGACUGAUAAGAAACCAGCCAUUUGCAAAAGUUACUACAAGCUGAUGACAGAACUGUGGCAUAAAAGCAGGCCUGGAGCCGUCAUCCCCACAAAUUUGUUCCAAGGAAUUAAAACAGUUAAUCCAACCUUUCGUGGAUACUCACAACAGGAUGCACAGGAAUUUUUGCGUUGUUUAAUGGAUUUGCUCCAUGAAGAGCUAAAGGAACCUGUUAUGGAAGCAGAGGAUACUAACCUAGUGAAUGCAGAAGAGAGCAUGGAAGAAGCCAAAAGCCACUGUGAUGUAGAUUUUCAGUCAUGUAGUAAUACUGAAAAGGGGGGAAAUGAGACGUGGUCAAAAUCCGUUACAGAGGAUCAUGCAGAAGAUGCUAUGCUAAUUCAGGAUGAUGAAAAUGUGUGUAAAGACUACCAGAAAGAGAAGUCCUUCUGCACCAAUAUGAACAGAGCAAGUUCCAUGGAAGACAUAGAAAAAGAUAUUAAUAGUUUCUUUGAAACAACUGAAUUUUUGCAUAACCAGGAAACUGUCAAGGUGCAAAUUCACAGCAAACAUUCAGACUACAUCAAUGAAGUCCAUAUGAAUGAUGUGUCUUUGCCACAAAGUUUGCCAUCCAAAGAUAUGGGGAAUGCACGUUUAUCAACCAGCCUUCCCAAAUCAGGUUCUUUCUGGUCUGGUCUGGUAUCCUCACACAAAAAAGUUCCAACUGUGUCUUCUCCAAAAAAGAAGAAACACAAAAAAUACAGAAGUGUUAUCUCUGACAUAUUUGAUGGGACCAUCAUAAGUUCAGUACAGUGUCUGACAUGUGACCGGGUUUCUAUUACCCUGGAGACUUUCCAGGAUUUGUCAUUACCUAUUCCAGGUAAGGAAGACCUUGCUAAGCUGCAUUCUGCAAGUCAUCAGACUUCUCUUGUCAAAGCAGGUUCUUGUGGUGAAGCAUAUGCUCCUCAAGGGUGGAUAGCAUUUUUUGUGGAAUACUUCAAAAGGUUUGUUGUCUCAUGUGUUCCUAGCUGGUUUUGGGGUCCAACAGUAACCUUACAAGACUGUCUUGCUGCAUUUUUUGCCAGAGAUGAACUAAAAGGUGACAAUAUGUACAGUUGUGAAAAGUGUAAAAAGUUAAGAAAUGGAGUGAAGUUCUGCAAAGUUCAACGUUUUCCUGAGAUAUUAUGUAUUCAUCUAAAAAGAUUCAGGCAUGAACUUAUGUUUUCCACAAAAAUUGGAACUCAUGUGUCCUUUCCUUUGGAAGGACUUGAUCUUCAGUCUUUUCUUUCUAAGGACAGCCCAGCUCAAAUAGUGACAUACAAUCUCUUAUCUGUUAUCUGCCAUCAUGGAACUGCCAGCAAUGGACAUUAUAUAGCUUAUUGCCGGAAUAAUUUAAAUAAUCGAUGGUAUGAAUUUGAUGAUCAGAGUGUCACAGAAGUACCAGAAGCAGCUGUCCAAAAUGCAGAAGCUUAUGUUCUUUUUUAUAGAAAAAGCAAUGAAGAAGCUAAAAAAGAGAGACAAAAAUUAUCAAGCCUUAAUGUAAUGGAACCAAGCCUCCUCCAGUUUUAUAUUUCUCGCCAGUGGCUAAAUAAAUUCCGGACCUUUGCAGAACCUGGACCUAUUUCAAAUAAUGACUUUCUCUGUACUCAUGGAGGAGUUCCUCCACACAAGGCUACUUCUAUAGAGGACCUAGUAAUAAUGCUACCUCAAAACAUCUGGGAUAACCUGUACAGCAGGUAUGGUGGAGGACCUGCCGUUAACCACUUAUAUGUUUGUCAUACUUGUCAAAUGGAAGCAGAGAAAAUAGAGAAGCGAAGGAAAACAGAAUUGGAAAUGUUUAUUCAGCUCAACAGAGCAUUCCAAGAGGAAGAAUCUCCAUCCAUAUUCUAUUGUAUAAGUAUGCAGUGGUUUAGAGAAUGGGAAGGGUUUGUGAAGGGCAAGGACAGUGAUCCUCCAGGUCCCAUUGACAAUACCAAAAUUGCUGCCAGUAAAUGUGGAACUGUUCUUUUGAAGCAAGGAGCUGAUUCUGGACAGAUUUCUGAGGAAACAUGGAGUUUUCUCCAAUCAAUCUAUGGAGGAGGACCAGAAAUCAUACUGCGGCCACCUGUUCCUCAGAUUGAACCUGAACCUUUGGAUACUGAAGAUAAGAUUGAAUUAGAAACACACAGUCUGUAGUCAUCAUCAACAUCUUCAUUCUUUAUAUUGAACAACAUACAUUCCUAGAUCUCUUCUAUAUUGCUGUUUUACUUUUGUUUCUCUGAAAGGGAACAGGAUGUUGGGCAUUAUUGCAUUUGUUGAAGAAUGAAUCAGAACUUGCAAUUUAAAAAUUCUAAUGAUUUGUUAUGGAUUGGUCUCAGACUGAUAAAUGUACCUUUCCAGUGCUAUGUAAUAGUAUGCACAAAAUAGCAAUUAAGGAUUUAAUCAUUAUUUUCUGAUCUCUCUGCAUUUCCAGGCUGUUUUUAACCAAGUUAUGUCACAGCUAGGAUUUAAGGGUGCAUAUUUUAAACAGAUUGUGGUGGUAUUGUAAGAAAAUGAUCUAGUGUACUAUGAAAACUCAGGAAAAGCUGUUUUAUUUGCACUGCACUGUGUAAAAAUAAUGAAAUAAAUUUCAAGUGCUUUUCUUACAUCAGAUAUAUUAAUUUAGAGGGAAUGUUGUUUUGGUUGGUAUAUAUAAGUAACUUAUUGCCUAUGCUUAAACCUGAUAUAAACCAGUAAUACUAUCAGUAAAUAAACAAAACUAUAAUCUCUAGUAUUGUUUUGAGAGCAUGAUGUUGUUAUGCGACUAGCUUGUGUGCCUGAGAUAUUUCCUAGCCUUUUAAAAUUACAUGCAUCUAUAGUUCUGUGUGGGAAAAUAUCUUAUUGUACAGUUAACACAAUGAUCAUUGGCAUGAUUUAUGAUGUCAAAAAUGGAAUAGAUAGACAAAGACUGCAAAAGCAUUCUGGUUUAUUCAUAUUGAAAUGUUGAAUGUUACCCAGUGCUUUUCUUUCUUCUCAAAUACUGCUACCAUAUAAGCAAUACUAUUCUAUGCUAGUUCAAUAAAAAAACUAUGUUAAAAAUAGUUACACAGUUUGAACUUAAAGCACGAUGAAAUUUCAUAUUAUGCGUAUGUAUUACAUAUCAAUGUUGCAUUAAUAUUUAUUUGUGACACAUAUUGUAAUUUCGAAAAAUAAAGAUCAGUUUUGAAUGGAGAAA